CAGAUGCGACGGAAGUGACAUCUAGUGCGCAUCGACUGGUGUCGAGAGUGCAGCAGACGAUUCUCGAUUUCCUCUUGUGCCAUCUGCUGUAUAGCAUACACUAUGGCGACUUGUUCACGCCACAGGAAACAAGGCCAGUCGGUCUCCCAACGCGAUAUAACUGUUUAGCAGAGGAUACCGGUGGAAUAACAAAGAAAAUGGCCUGAGAGAUGGGGAAAUGUGUCCAUACUGGAAGUAAGACGCAGACCACAAUGUGAACUACAGUUCGAUAUCGAUUGAUUCGGCAAAUGUAGCGUUGUUUAGGAGAGAGUGAAUGAAAAAGGGAGAUAUACACGCUCACAGUGGAUUUCCUUUGUGCUUCCUUCUAUGUGUGACCACCCUGCGAUGCGAAUCUCACCCCCGGGGCCGGAAUAACUACCCAAGGGAUUGGAAUAUGGGUGAAUAUAGUGUCCUAUACUAUAAUUGAUCUGUGUUGAGUGCGUCAGCUAGCGGUCACUACGUUUACUAACGCCACGCCACGAGGUGGGCAAUGUGAUACUGUAACACUCGCUUUUGUGUAGAUGGAAGGGUGUAAAACACACAAGUUCUACCUUGACAGUGUAGCUGUUACACGAAAUGAAAGGGACGGUGCGUCUGUGGAAUAACAUCCACUCUGACAUUGCAGCCUCCUGUAGGUUUACUAACGGCUGUGGUAGUAAUAUAAGCCGGAGCUAUCGUCCGCGUGUCUCACCACACGGGUCAUGGUGCUUCCUAUCUUGCGAAGGUUGUAAUCCACGGCUGUUGACGACAUUUGAUGCAUCCUUCUCAGAUUCUGAAGUCUAAAGCCUUCUCACAACCACGCCAGUAUCAAGGCAAUUUAAACAUUUCUAUAAUGUAGAUAGUUUUAUGUUUAUGGAUUAUAGGUCCCAACGCUCGACAUCAUACCACCAAUAUCAUAUAGUAUUGAAUGUUAAUAAUGCAAGAUUUGAAGUCAUAAUAAAGGUGAAACUUACAGAAGUCAGAGAAUGUAUCGAGCCCAUUGACAGUUAUCUUACUGAUUGGUUGCCGGUCAAGUCGUUUGUCAGAAAGUGUAGCCGGUCGUGUACUUGGAACCGUUGUGAUAUACUUUGAAGUAAGAUAGCACAUUGAUAGAUCCAAGAACAAUAUUACAAGAGCAAGUCCGAAUAUAGAACUGAAGAUAUAAAAGUCAUGUUUGAGGAACCGUACUGUCAGCCUUGAACAAACUCGAACACAUACACAAAGCUAGGUAGUGAUCAAACGUGUAUAAAACUGAAUAAUGUUAUCGAUAGAAAGUCGCAAAGAACCACCUUGUAAAUGAUUCAAGCAAGUUAGACAGAUAUAUACUGCUGUUGAUGAUGGAAUAAUUGAUAAUGGGCAUACAUCACGAGCCGCAUGUCAACUGACAAAUGCGGGUUUUGUUCUGACUGUAGGGUUUAUAAAGACGUCGUUGAUAGUGUUGCAAUCCAGCUGUCAAGAUUUCGCGGUUUAGCGAAGCCCCGGACCCCCCUCGACAUCAGCAGGAAGAACGCAGCUAUGUGGGUACGAUGAAGAAGCAGAAUGUCAGAACGUUGUCCCUUAUCGUGUGCACCUUCACCUACCUGUUGGUCGGAGCAGCAGUCUUUGAUGCCCUGGAAUCGGAGUUCGAGGGGGAGAAGAAGCGUAUACUAGAGGCCGAAGAGGAAACAAUGAAAGAUCGCUACAACAUCACGGAAGAAGACUUUGAGACAUUGAGAUUCACAAUCAUCAAGAACGUUCCCUACAAGGCAGGCACCCAGUGGAAGUUUGCUGGGGCGUUUUACUUCGCUCUUACGGUCAUCACUACAAUAGGGUAUGGCCACAGCACACCGCAAACGGUCGGAGGAAAGAUAUUCUGUAUGUUCUAUGCCUUGGCAGGGAUCCCCCUGUGUAUCGUCAUGUUCCAAAGUGUCGGCGAGAGACUCAACACUUUCGUCACAUUUGUCCUCAAGCAGCUAAGGAAGUGUUUCAGGAUGAAGAAUACAGAGGUUUCUCAGACUAAUCUCAUCCUCGUGGCCAUGAACCUGUCCACCAUUGUACUGACCACAGGAGCAGCGGCCUUCUCCUAUUACGAGGGCUGGGAGUACAUCAACUCGCUCUAUUAUUGUUUCAUCACUCUUACAACAAUCGGGUUUGGGGAUUUUGUUGCGCUUCAGAAAGAUAAUGCAUUGGAGUUAAAACCUCAUUAUGUGGCGUUUAGUUUGAUAUUUAUAUUAUUUGGCCUCACAGUGAUAUCCGCCGCCAUGAACCUUCUUGUGUUACGAUUUUUGACGAUGAAUACCGAAGAUGAACGAAGGGCGGAACUGGCUGCUGUUGCGGCUGCGCAGGGUGCUGUGCGGCUGGACGGGGACGUUAUUACUGCAAAUGGCAGUGUGGUUUCAGGUGCUCAGGAAACGCCUGAAUAUAACGAUCUGAUAUCAGUAUGUUCUUGUUCAUGUUAUAACCUUCGAUCUAAACAUAAACCCCGGUAUAAAGUGACUCGAGGACCGGGAAAGAUCGCUCAUCUUCUUCCCAUGAAGUCCUCAGCAGCAAAAGAGGACAGUCAAAGUGGUGGGGUCGAGGAUACGAACUCCUAUUUGCAAUGGCAAAUGCUCUCCCGGAAACGAGCUUCGAUAUGACGGCGGAUAUGGUUAAGACGCCAUGUUUGAUAUUCCAUGUUAAAGUGCGCUUUGUUGACUACGGGGGCGAGUGUGGCGCCCUCUGGUGUGUACAUAUUUCAUAUUCUACUACCUCUUCAAUCGGACCCUGAUCUGAUAAUGGAUUUCGUUACUUCAUUUACUUGAUUGCAAGGUCUUCCGUCAUAUCUUAUCUUAGCUCACCUUACCGGCAGAUAGCUGAACGGACGAGUUGUUAGCUCACCUGAUGAGCACAGUGAUGGAUGGAUGGACGCAUAGAGAAAUAUAACUUGGAUUAUAUAUACAUAGAUGUGUGUUGACAGUGUUGAUUUGAAGUUGACAGUUAUGGUGAAUCUGGAAGGGUUUCACAUGUUUUAGUGUGAUUCUUUGUGAAAUGUUUGUUUUAAAGCUCAACUAUCAAGCAUUACCCUAUGUUAUUAAUGCAAUAUUAUCGAUGUUGCCCCACAAUGAGGGAGUUAAGGGUAAAAUGUUUGUAUAUGCGGGGUAACAUAAUAAAAAUUGUUCAGAAGAAGGGAGGAGAUCGUUAAUGGCAUGUAAAUAUAUCGAAGUAGUGUAACAUCCUAAAUUAUAAAUUAUUCUUAACAGAUAUAACCAAACGAAAGAUAUUUCAAUGUAUUGUCAGUGGCUCAUGAUACCACUUGUGAUAGCUUUGACAUUGUGGGUACCGGGAGUUAUUUCACGACAUGCAUUUAGUCGUAAAGGAGAAUAGGUUUUACCUCUGUAAUAGUCACAGAUGAGAGGUGUUCGCAUCUUUCUACAUCCACACCUGUUCUCUCUUAUUACACUUUUUCCUUUAAUCAACCCAGUUAGAAAACUAAUUCCGAGAUGAUCGCGAGUUUUUACAUAAAUAUAAGUGAGACAUUUGGAUAUCAUAUGUUCCAUCUAGGCCAUGUUGGAUUGUCCAUUUGUUUCAACCCGUUCUGGUACAGCAAAUACUAUUAUUGUCAAUCAUGUUUUGUCAAGUGAUGAACAACAAUCUAUAAAGGCAUUUUUUGACGUCUGUACAUGAAAUUAUUCCCGACUUCAGUCCAAUAUGUUUGAUUGAUACAAUUCUUUUUUCCACAAUGACAAAUAAUAAAAAUGUAUCUAUUUCUCAGGCACGUGCACAUUCAUACACAAUUUGUACCUUUUCAAAAUGUUCUCCUUUUAUGCAAAUAUCAGAUGACUUAUUCAAAGAUAGCCACAACACAAUGACAAUAGUUUAUCUUUCAUAUAUUUCUUAGUGAAUAGUGUUUACGUCUCCGAUUGAAACUGUACGAUCACGUUGUGUUUGUUUCCUUUAUUCAAUUUGAAAAAGAAUUCAUUUAAUGCUCUUUUCACCAUUUCAAGCUUCUUUGACACGUUUUUAUACAUUGUGCUAUAAUCGCAUGGCUGGUUUUGUCAAGCGGGUUAUAUGUUUUAUGAUAUAUUAAGUAAGUUAAUGACAGAAGAUUAAUACGCUUCUGUACGGCACAGCAUUAAAAUGUUGAUAGAUGUAUAUUGAUUCGAAAUUGAAAAGAUGAAAUCAGAAAUCAAAGCAUGUUGCUCCGCACAGUGAUGUCGAGGAAUGCAGCAUGCUCAAGUAAAUUCUUCUAUGAAUCCCCUGUUUGUACGGAAAAUUUUUGUUUAAUGUUCACAGAUGUCAUAUCAGUACUACAUAUGUCGUACUUUAAGAUUUACUACUUCGAUUUAUUUAAUUUUAUUCUGAUCACCUUUGUCAUCAACCGUUCAUUUUAUGCGGAAUAGAAUUUGUUACACUAUCACCAAUAUCAAACCCUAUUUGCAUAAUCAUUUUCAACUAAAAUAUACUCACCGUCAAAAGAAACGCGAAUACAACACAUGUUGGUUAAUAUAUGAAGACUUAAUCAUAUUCAAGAUCUAUUAGAUAGGUUAGAUGCACACACGAACUUACUGGUAUGUUGUGUGAACCGACGCUCAUGAACGCAUCACAUGUGACGUCAUAGAUCCAUGACUCGGGAUCCACCAUUUGUCUCGUGCAGGAUUUGCGUGUAAAGUUUGGAAAUCACGUGCAGCAU
This is a messenger RNA of Haliotis rufescens (red abalone), 4666 nucleotides long. RefSeq names its product two pore potassium channel protein sup-9-like. Lineage: Eukaryota; Metazoa; Mollusca; Gastropoda; Lepetellida; Haliotidae. The transcript is spliced from 2 exons. Gene Ontology annotation, cellular component: membrane. Gene Ontology annotation, molecular function: potassium ion leak channel activity. The record is from RefSeq and is a predicted model, not a curated record. Gene Ontology annotation, biological process: stabilization of membrane potential; potassium ion transmembrane transport. Bases 1545 to 2633 code for a protein of 362 amino acids.